CUCCCUGUUUGAGCUGCAUGGGGGUCCCUCUGGGUGUAGGGCCCAGGCCAAGGGACACAGGAACAGGGUGUGGGGGCCAUUUAGAGCUCCCCGAGGCACUGUCCCCGUAUUGAGUCCCUCGGAAGCCCCGCGUGACUCCGUAAGGGGUCGAAGAGUGGCGGUCCAUUCGGCAAGGGCGGCUGGGCCCAGGUCACGGCGCGCGCGGCCCCGGCGAGGCCCGCCUCAGGUCUGGCCGCCAACGGCACACGGAGGCUGGGAUCGCAGGCUUGUGCGCCUGAGCGCGGCCGCCAGAUGGCGGAGGCCGCGGCGGCUCCUGGGGCCCGGAAGCGCCGCCACCACGGGCCCCGCGCUGAGCCUGGCGCCCUGUCCCGACGCCGCGCGCACUGUCGCGAUCCGGCGGCGGGUGACGUGGCGGGGGCGGGGCCUGAGCAGCCGCGGCGGCCUUGGCGGCAGCGCGACUCAGCAUCCUGGCGGCGCCUGGCCCCGCGAGAUUAAAUGGCCAAGACAGACAACUGGAAUUAGGCCUCGCUGUGGAAGACGUCAUUUUUCUUCUCAGUUCCUGACUAUUUAUGAUGAGGCGGCUUAUGAAAGUGUGAUGUUUUCUUAUUUCCUCACAGGAGCUUGGAAGAUGGGAUGGAAACUUGUUAGAAAGCUGCAUUGUGUCCUUAUGAGUGACGUUUAGCACUAGUGUUUUGAAACAGGAACUUCCGGGGUUCCCUGAAUGAUUAAUGGAAAUUGUCUCUGUUGUGAGACUUGAGGAGCCAAAGCAGAGUUUUUCCCGGUUGGAAAGCUGUCUCCCACGGAUGAUCCGCCCCUAUCUCCUGCAUGGAGGCCACAAUAAACACAAGUGUGAAGGAAACAUUUGCCACAGAAGCCAGGGAGCUGGAGAGCCCAAGGCCCACCUACCAUCUAAUUCCUGAGGCUAGCCAGCCUACGGAGGAAGAAGACGUCAGCAUGCAACCUCAGGGGACUGCAGAAACUAUGCAGCUAAAGAAGGAGAUCUCUCUGCUGAAUGGGGUCAGCCUGGUGGUGGGCAACAUGAUCGGCUCAGGAAUCUUUGUCUCGCCCAAGGGUGUGCUGGUAUACACUGCCUCCUAUGGAUUGUCGCUAGUCAUAUGGGCCAUUGGUGGACUUUUCUCCGUUGUGGGUGCCCUUUGCUAUGCGGAGCUGGGGACCACCAUCACCAAGUCUGGGGCCAGCUAUGCUUAUAUUCUAGAGGCCUUUGGGGGCUUCAUUGCCUUCAUCCGCCUAUGGGCCUCCCUUCUAAUUGUUGAGCCCACCAGUCAGGCCAUCAUUGCCAUCACCUUUGCCAACUACAUCAUCCAGCCCUCCUUCCCCACCUGUGAUCCCCCGUACCUGGCCUGCCGUCUCCUUGCUGCUGCUUGCAUAUGUCUGCUGACAUUUGUCAACUGUGCCUAUGUCAAGUGGGGUACACGUGUGCAAGACACGUUCACUUACGCCAAGGUCCUAGCGCUCAUUGCCAUCAUUGUCAUGGGCCUUGUUAAAUUGUGCCAGGGACACUCUGAGCACUUGCAGGAUGCCUUUGAGGGUUCCUCCUGGGACAUGGGAGACCUCUCUCUCGCCCUCUACUCUGCCCUCUUCUCUUACUCAGGUUGGGACACCCUUAAUUUUGUAACAGAAGAAAUCAAAAACCCAGAAAGAAAUUUGCCCCUGGCCAUUGGGAUUUCUAUGCCAAUUGUGACGCUCAUCUACAUCCUGACCAAUGUGGCCUAUUACACAGUGCUGAGCAUUUCAGACGUCCUUGGCAGUGAUGCUGUGGCUGUGACAUUUGCUGACCAGACAUUUGGCAUGUUCAGCUGGACCAUUCCCAUUGCUGUUGCCCUGUCCUGCUUUGGGGGCCUCAAUGCGUCCAUCUUUGCUUCAUCAAGGUUGUUCUUCGUGGGCUCCCGUGAGGGUCACCUCCCAGACCUUCUGUCCAUGAUCCACACUGAGCGUUUUACACCCAUCCCUGCUUUACUGUUCAAUUGCACCAUGACACUCAUCUACCUCACUGUGGAGGAUGUUUUCCUGCUCAUCAACUACUUCAGCUUCAGCUACUGGUUCUUCGUGGGCCUGUCUGUUGCUGGACAGCUCUACCUUCGCUGGAGGGAGCCCAAGUGGCCCCGGCCGCUUAAGCUGAGCCUGUUUUUUCCCAUCGUGUUCUGCAUGUGCUCCUUGUUUCUGGUGAUUGUGCCCCUCUUCAGUGACACCAUCAAUUCCCUCAUUGGCAUCGGGAUCGCCCUCUCUGGGGUCCCUGUCUACUUCCUCGGUGUUCACCUGCCAGAGUCUCGGAGGCCUCUCUUUAUUCGGAAUGUCCUGGCUGCUAUCACCAAAGUCACCCAGAAACUCUGCUUUUGCGUCCUGACAGAGCUAGAUGUAGCUGAAGAGAUAAAGGUUGAGAGGAAAACUGACUAGAGGCAGAGGUGACACCUGCCGAGGCCUGAACAUUGGCUGGCUGUGGCUAUGGCCACCGAAGUCCGGAUGACGAGACUAUGGGCCCAACCUCUUAUACUAAACGAACCUGUUGGUCGGUAUUAUGUAAGGGGCUCAGGGCUGAGGCCUGCUCAGGUGGUCACUGUCAUUGGUAAGCCCUGGGAGGAGACUCAUGGUCUGGGGCCCACCUAAAGAUGGAGACCUCAGAGGGUGGGGAGGGCUUGGGGAGCAUGGGAAUGAUUGUUUUGUACCUGGUAGGUGCAGCCCUUAUAGACACUUUGUGAGCUGCACUGGGCUAAGAGGGAGUGGUAGGGUAAUAGCUGUGGCUGGUGGUUUCUGAAUUGGAUAUUCGUGGUUUGAAUCAGGAGUCUCCACAAAGGGGCUACUUUAUGGGAAGUUUUCCUCUGUCUAGUUCCAAGUACCUGACUUCAUAUACCUGAAAUGCUACCAUUUCUUCCAGAUUCAAAAUCCUCCCCUGGGAAGGCAGUUGUAUUCCAUAAUUUAUCGAUAUUAUUUCAUCCAGAACCCCAUUCUGAGGAAAGCAUUGGUGUUCAUUCAUCUACAGGAUGCAAUAGGCUGAUUGUGUUUCAGAUUCAAAACAAAGCAUGCAAAAUAAUGAGUCCCUCUGCAUUUAAAGGUGUCUCUGUGCGGCUGUGGGUCAGACUCUGACCACAAAUUUUUUUCAUCAGUUUAGCACAAUCUCUUGUUGAGUCUUACCUGCAAAGGUGAACUUUAAAGAUUUUUAAAACUCAUAUACUGGUUAUACUUUAGUAGACAGGUCACAUGUUAUAAGCUCCUAGCUCAAGUUUAGCAAGGACAAAUGAACAAUCAAUUCAUGAGCCAGAAGUUUGGUAAUACUGUUAUUUUGAAGGAUAAUCCUUUAUUUUACUUGAGUCCUUAGGUCUUUGUUCUAGUUGAUAAAGUACAUCUCUGGAUUGCUGGUAUGAACUUUAAGAGGACAGAGAACUAUUUUAGAAUUCAGGUGGAUCACCUGAAUUCUUUCAGCUUUCAGUGACUUUGAGGCCAUCUCAUGGACCCAAGCCACCAAAUAGCAUGUUAUGUUUCUCUCUCUCUCUAAGGGCCAGUGUGAGGGACUGCUGUGCAGACCCACCCAAGCCCACGUUGGUGCUAUAAGUGGUCGUUUCCUUUUUCUGACAACCUCAUACCAAGCUGCAUCCUUCUCUUCUGUCCCUGACGCCAGGCUGUUUACGCUUUGAGCUGCCUUGGUGUGGAUCAUCAAGAUAAUGCACUCCUCUCAUACCUGCCUCCCUUUGCCCGAGGUCUGGGGGGGCUAGUCUCAGGAAGAGAUUGGUACUUGUGGGGACUUCUAUUUUCUCCCUGUGGAGAUCAAUGGAGACUCUGGGAAAAAAACUGUUUCAACCUCAAUCUGGCUACUCAGCAGACCGCGUGAUUAGAAGCAAUUAGUUCUGGUGCUCAGGCUUCCCUUUAGCACCCAGGUCAGGCCCGAACAGUAGGUUUGGCCUAAUGAAUGUGCUUUCAUGGGCAACAUGGCUGCAAUGGAUUGUACAACUGUCCUGAGAUGUCUCCAGACUCUGUCAUCCUGGGCCCAGAAGAACGUGAUGACUUGGCAUGCCUCAUGGGCCUCUUGUCUUAGGUCUUAGAAUUGGUCAACGGUAAGACAAAAACUAUGAGGCAAUCUCCCUUUUUGACCAAGUUCUUCUCCAUCAAAC
Messenger RNA from Manis pentadactyla (Chinese pangolin), 4124 nucleotides. RefSeq names its product solute carrier family 7 member 6 (gene SLC7A6). The record is from RefSeq and is a predicted model, not a curated record. Gene Ontology annotation, biological process: amino acid transmembrane transport. NCBI's taxonomy places the organism in Eukaryota, Metazoa, Chordata, Mammalia, Pholidota, Manidae. The transcript has 12 exons. The coding region runs from base 826 to 2415 and encodes 529 amino acids. Gene Ontology annotation, cellular component: membrane. Gene Ontology annotation, molecular function: L-amino acid transmembrane transporter activity.